AUGGCUCAUCUAACCCGGGAGGAGCUCGAGACUAUCGAGAAAAACCCUCUCGGCAAUUCGCUCAGCGCCGUUUGUGAGGCUUUGCGCGACGCUGAACCAAAUACUCCUAGCGAAUCCCAGUUAGCCGAGGCAGAACAUGGAGAGAACGGGAUCAACUACCCCGUGAAAGAACCGGAGGGUACUAGUCUUAUUCCGCAAAACCAAGACCUGCCCUACGACAACCGCAUCUUUCGCGUACUGGUCAUCUCUCCGGCGGGACGAUCCAUCAGCCAGUUCAAAUCUGUUGCCGAGCUCCUUGAAGGCCUCCUCCUUGAAGGCCUCUGUGAUGCCAUCAAAGUGCACCGAUCACUCUACAUGGAUGGGAAGAUUCUGCACCGAGACAUCUCGGAAAACAACAUCAUCAUCACCAACCCGGAAACAGCCAACGGCUUCAAGGGCAUGCUCAUCGAUUUGGACCUGGCUAAGGAAGAAGGCACGGGCCCGAGCGGGGCCCGCCAUCGGACUGGUACGAUGGAAUUCAUGGCGAUUGAAGUGCUUCUUGGAAUAUCGCACACGUAUCGUCACGACCUUGAGGCCUUCUUCUAUGUCCUUAUCUGGCUAUGCGCCCGUCGCGGUUGGGCAUUAGUUGGACCUUCAAGAAAGGUGGUGACCAAGUCUAUCCUUUCGCAUUGGUAUACUGGAACAUAUAAGGACAUCGCACGAAAUAAGCUUGGCGAUAUGAUUAAGGCCGAAGACAAAGGGUUUGGACUGGUGUUGAAGGACUUCCCGUCAGAGUUUGACUGCGUCAAGCCGCUUUGCAGGGAGUUACGGCGAAUCCUAUUUCCUAUCUACGACGGUGACCUCUUCACCGGCACACCACAGGAGCCCGAUAUACUAUACGACCCAAUCAUCAAAGCAUUUGAGGAUGUUUUGGCAGAUAUUUGGCAAAGAGACAGAGAUAGAGACAUGAUGGCGUCUCGUGAAAUAGAAUAA
Messenger RNA from Metarhizium robertsii ARSEF 23, 972 nucleotides. Its product is annotated as Tyrosine-protein kinase, active site protein. Gene Ontology annotation, molecular function: protein kinase activity; ATP binding. Lineage: Eukaryota; Fungi; Ascomycota; Sordariomycetes; Hypocreales; Clavicipitaceae. Bases 1 to 972 code for a protein of 323 amino acids. The transcript is spliced from 2 exons. Gene Ontology annotation, biological process: protein phosphorylation. The record is from RefSeq and is a predicted model, not a curated record.